Brettanomyces nanus is the source of this 816-nucleotide messenger RNA. RefSeq lists its product as uncharacterized. The record is from RefSeq and is a predicted model, not a curated record. The transcript has a single exon. Gene Ontology annotation, biological process: L-proline biosynthetic process. Gene Ontology annotation, molecular function: pyrroline-5-carboxylate reductase activity. NCBI's taxonomy places the organism in Eukaryota, Fungi, Ascomycota, Pichiomycetes, Pichiales, Pichiaceae. The coding region runs from base 1 to 816 and encodes 271 amino acids.
AUGGAAAAUUAUACAGUGACGAUUCUAGGAUGUGGUGUGAUGGGUACGGCGGUUCUUUCUUCGAUGCUAAAGUCAUCAUUCGAGCCCUUCCCUCAAAAGUUCAUCUGCUGUACCGGUAGCAGUAGGUCUGCAGAGAAGUUGAAAACUGCUUACGGUGAUAGAAUUGAAGUUUCCUAUGGAUCACAAAAUGUUGAGGCUGUUAGAAAGGCCGAUAUCAUCAUUUUAGGCUGCAAACCUUACAUGUGCGAACAUAUUAUGGACUCUGUGGCCGAUGGCUUGAAUGGAAAGCAGUUGAUUAUUUCGUUACUAGCGGGCUGGACGAUUGAUCAAUUAAAGACGUUUUCACCUUACAUUGCUCGGGUGAUGACUAACACUCCAGCAAAAUAUGGAUGUGGUAUGGCUAUUGUUUCAUUCUCUGAGGAGGCAAUGAAAUAUGAAGACAUAGUUAUGAAGAUGGUUGGCACGGUUGGCAAGGCAAAGAAAUUGCCUGAGAGUAAUAUGGACGCGGCAACUUCAUUGGUUGGAUCCGGUCCUGCCUUCUGUCUUGUUAUGAUGGAGGCCCUUGCAGAAGGAGGCGUUAGAAUGGGUAUUCCCUACGAUGUCGCCAAGGAGUGUGCUGCUAAGGUUAUGGAGGGUACUGCAAGGAUGGUUAUGGAGACAGGAGAACAUCCGGAGGUUUUGAAGGCUUCCGUUUGCACUCCUGGUGGAACUACUAUCGGUGGAUUAAUGGUGAUGGAGGAUAAGGCCGUUAGAAGUGGAAUUAGUAGAGCCGUAGAAGAGGCUGCCAAAAUUGCCUCUGCCUUAGGAAAAAAGUGA